This is a messenger RNA of Coregonus sp. 'balchen', 11514 nucleotides long. The record is from the annotation of a GenBank genome assembly. Lineage: Eukaryota; Metazoa; Chordata; Actinopteri; Salmoniformes; Salmonidae.
AUGGCUGUGGCACCACAGGUGUGUGAAGAGAAGACCUCAGUAACAGGCAUGCAGCAUACUCUAUAGUUGGGUUCUCUGUUCUCUCUGUCACAUUUUAAAUCAAUGAUAAGAUGAGGAGGUAGUGCCUACCAGAGCCUACCUGGACCAAUGACAUAAAAUGUUUUCAACAGGAGAGGUGGAGCUGUUGUCACAAAUCCAAGCCUCUGUCUCUAUCUGAAGAGAAGUCAGGAGAGUUGAAACACCAACUUGUCUAUGGACAUCCUACAGGAAACAGAGAAGAGGUUUAGUAAUGUGGUUUGGUGAUGUGUUUUUAAUUUAUUGAAGUUAGUCCAUAACCAGUUGCUGUCAUGUUGUUGAUUUCUGAUGUAACGCUCCGUGAGGUCUGAGGAAUAAUGGACAACAUGACUAAAGAUGUUAUGGACAAAAAUGUCACCAAAAAAUAUGACUAAACAUCACCAAAACCAAGUUGAUGCUCUGUCCUCAGGGAGAGUUACAUCAGUGGCCAGAACAAUAACAUUCUGUGACAGAAAAGUCCCCAGAGGUCUCCAGUGACUGACUGCCCUUCUAAAGUCCCCAGAGGUCUCCAGUGACUGACUGCCCUCUAAAGUCCCCAGAGGUCUCCAGUGACUGACUGCCCUUCUCAAGUCCCCAGAGGUCUCCAGUGACUGACUGCCCUCUAAAGUCCCCAGAGGUCUCCAGUGACUGACUGCCCUUCUAAAGUCCCCAGAGGUCUCCAGUGACUGACUGCCCUUCUAAAGUCCCCAGAGGUCUCCAGUGACUGACUGCCUUCUAAAGUCCCCAGAGGUCUCCAGUGACUGACUGCCCUUCUAAAGUCCCCAGAGGUCUCCAGUGACUGACUGCCCUUCUAAAGUCCCCAGAGGUCUCCAGUGACUGACUGCCCUUCUAAAGUCCCCAGAGGUCUCCAGUGACUGACUGCCCUUCUAAAGUCCCCAGAGGUCUCCGGUGACUGACUGCCCUUCUAAAGUCCCCAGAGGUCUCCAGUGACUGACUGCCCUUCUAAAGUCCCCAGAGGUCUCCAGUGACUGACUGCCCUUCUAAAGUCCCCAGAGGUCUCCAGUGACUGACUGCCCUUCUAAAGUCCCCAGAGGUCUCCGGUGACUGACUGCCCUUCUAAAGUCCCCAGAGGUCUCCAGUGACUGACUGCCCUUCUAAAGUCCCCAGAGGUCUCCAGUGACUGACUGCCCUUCUAAAGUCCCCAGAGGUCUCCAGUGACUGACUGCCCUUCUAAAGUCCCCAGAGGUCUCCAGUGACUGACUGCCCUCUAAAGUCCCCAGAGGUCUCCAGUGACUGACUGCCCUUCUAAAGUCCCCAGAGGUCUCCAGUGACUGACUGCCCUUCUAAAGUCCCCAGAGGUCUCCAGUGACUGACUGCCCUUCUAAAGUCCCCAGAGGUCUCCAGUGACUGACUGCCCUUCUAAAGUCCCCAGAGGUCUCCAGUGACUGACUGCCCUUCUAAAGUCCCCAGAGGUCUCCAGUGACUGACUGCCUUCUAAAGUCCCCAGAGGUCUCCAGUGACUGACUGCCCUUCUAAAGUCCCCAGAGGUCUCCAGUGACUGACUGCCCUUCUAAAGUCCCCAGAGGUCUCCAGUGACUGACUGCCCUUCUAAAGUCCCCAGAGGUCUCCGGUGACUGACUGCCCUUCUAAAGUCCCCAGAGGUCUCCAGUGACUGACUGCCCUUCUAAAGUCCCCAGAGGUCUCCAGUGACUGACUGCCCUUCUAAGUCCCCAGAGGUCUCCAGUGACUGACUGCCCUUCUAAAGUCCCCAGAGGUCUCCAGUGACUGACUGCCCUUCUAAAGUCCCCAGAGGUCUCCGGUGACUGACUGCCCUUCUAAAGUCCCCAGAGGUCUCCAGUGACUGACUGCCCUUCUAAAGUCCCCAGAGGUCUCCAGUGACUGACUGCCCUUCUAAAGUCCCCAGAGGUCUCCAGUGACUGACUGCCUUCUAAAGUCCCCAGAGGUCUCCAGUGACUGACUGCCCUUCUAAAGUCCCCAGAGGUCUCCAGUGACUGACUGCCCUUCUAAAGUCCCCAGAGGUCUCCAGUGACUGACUGCCUUCUAAAGUCCCCAAGGUCUCCAGUGACUGACUGCCCUUCUAAAGUCCCCAGAGGUCUCCAGUGACUGACUGCCUUCUAAAGUCCCCAGAGGUCUCCAGUGACUGACUGCCCUUCUAAAGUCCCCAGAGGUCUCCAGUGACUGACUGCCCUUCUAAAGUCCCCAGAGGUCUCCAGUGACUGACUGCCUUCUAAAGUCCCCAGAGGUCUCCAGUGACUGACUGCCCUUCUAAAGUCCCCAGAGGUCUCCAGUGACUGACUGCCUUCUAAAGUCCCCAGAGGUCUCCAGUGACUGACUGCCCUUCUAAAGUCCCCAGAGGUCUCCAGUGACUGACUGCCCUCUAAAGUCCCCAGAGGUCUCCAGUGACUGACUGCCCUUCUAAAGUCCCCAGAGGUCUCCAGUGACUGACUGCCCUUCUAAAGUCCCCAGAGGUCUCCAGUGACUGACUGCCUUCUAAAGUCCCCAGAGGUCUCCAGUGACUGACUGCCCUUCUAAAGUCCCCAGAGGUCUCCAGUGACUGACUGCCCUUCUAAAGUCCCCAGAGGUCUCCAGUGACUGACUGCCUUCUAAAGUCCCCAGAGGUCUCCAGUGACUGACUGCCCUUCUAAAGUCCCCAGAGGUCUCCGGUGACUGACUGCCCUUUUAAAGUCCCCAGAGGUCUCCAGUGACUGACUGCCCUUCUAAAGUCCCCAGAGGUCUCCAGUGACGGACUGCCCUUCUAAAGUCCCCAGAGGUCUCCAGUGACUGACUGCCCUUCUAAAGUCCCCAGAGGUCUCCAGUGACUGACUGCCUUCUAAAGUCCCCAGAGGUCUCCAGUGACUGACUGCCCUUCUAAAGUCCCCAGAGGUCUCCAGUGACUGACUGCCCUUCUAAAGUCCCCAGAGGUCUCCAGUGACUGACUGCCUUCUAAAGUCCCCAGAGGUCUCCAGUGACUGACUGCCCUUCUAAAGUCCCAGAGGUCUCCAGUGACUGACUGCCCUUCUAAAGUCCCCAGAGGUCUCCAGUGACUGACUGCCCUCUAAAGUCCCCAGAGGUCUCCAGUGACUGACUGCCCUUCUCAAGUCCCCAGAGGUCUCCAGUGACUGACUGCCCUCUAAAGUCCCCAGAGGUCUCCAGUGACUGACUGCCCUUCUAAAGUCCCCAGAGGUCUCCAGUGACUGACUGCCCUUCUAAAGUCCCCAGAGGUCUCCAGUGACUGACUGCCCUUCUAAAGUCCCCAGAGGUCUCCAGUGACUGACUGCCCUUCUAAAGUCCCCAGAGGUCUCCAGUGACUGACUGCCUUCUAAAGUCCCCAGAGGUCUCCAGUGACUGACUGCCCUUCUAAAGUCCCCAGAGGUCUCCAGUGACUGACUGCCCUUCUAAAGUCCCCAGAGGUCUCCAGUGACUGACUGCCCUUCUAAAGUCCCCAGAGGUCUCCGGUGACUGACUGCCCUUCUAAAGUCCCCAGAGGUCUCCAGUGACUGACUGCCCUUCAAAAGUCCCCAGAGGUCUCCAGUGACUGACUGCCCUUCUAAAGUCCCCAGAGGUCUCCAGUGACUGACUGCCCUUCUAAAGUCCCCAGAGGUCUCCAGUGACUGACUGCCCUCUAAAGUCCCCAGAGGUCUCCAGUGACUGACUGCCCUUCUAAAGUCCCCAGAGGUCUCCAGUGACUGACUGCCCUUCUAAAGUCCCCAGAGGUCUCCAGUGACUGACUGCCUUCUAAGUCCCCAGAGGUCUCCAUGACUGACUGCCUUCUAAAGUCCCCAGAGGUCUCCAGUGACUGACUGCCCUUCUAAAGUCCCCAGAGGUCUCCAGUGACUGACUGCCCUUCUAAAGUCCCCAGAGGUCUCCGGUGACUGACUGCCCUUCUAAAGUCCCCAGAGGUCUCCGGUGACUGACUGCCCUUCUAAAGUCCCCAGAGGUCUCCAGUGACUGACUGCCCUUCUAAAGUCCCCAGAGUGUCUCCAGUGACUGACUGCCCUUCUAAAGUCCCCAGAGGUCUCCAGUGACUGACUUGCCCUUCUAAAGUCCACAGAGGUCUCUCAAGGACUGACUGCCCUCUAAAGUCCCAGGUCUCCAGUGACUGACUGCCUUCUAAGUCCCGAGAGGUCUCCAGUGAUGACUGCCUCUAAAGUCCCUAGAGGUCUCAAGUGACUGACUGCCCUUCUAAAGUCCCCAGAGUCUCCAGUGACUGACUGCCCUUCUAAGUCCCCAGAGGUCUCAGUGACUGACUGCCUUCUAAAGUCCCCAGAGGUCUCCAGUGACUGACUGCCCUUCUAAAGUCCCAGAGGUUCCAGUGACUGACUGCCUUCUAAAGUCCCCAGAGGUCUCCAGUGACUGACUGCCUUCUAAAGUCCCAGAGGUCUCGUGAUGACGUGCCCUUCUAAAGUCCCCAGAGGUCUCCGUGACUGACUGCCUUCUAAAUCCCAGAGGUCUCCAGUGACUGACUGCCUUCUAAAGUCCCCAGAGGUCUCCAGUGACCUGACUGCCCUUCUAAAGUCCCCAGAGGUCUCCAGUGACUGACUGCCCUUCUAAAGUCCCCAGAGGUCUCCAGUGACUGACUGCCUUCUAAAGUCCCCAAGGUCUCCAGUGACUGACUGCCCUUCUAAAGUCCCCAUAGGUCUCCAGUGACUGACUGCCUUCUAAAGUCCCAGAGGUCUCCAGUGACCUGACUGCCCUUCUAAAUCCCCAGAGGUCUCCAGUGACUGACUGCCCUCUAAAGUCCCCAGAGGUCUCCAGUGACUGACUGCCUCUUCUAAAGUCCCCAGAGGUCUCCAGUGACUGACUGCCCUUCUAAAGUCCCCAGAGGUCUCCAGUGACUGCUGCCUUCUAAGUCCCCAGAGGUCUCCAGUGACUGACUGCCCUUCCUAAGUCCCCAGAGGUCUCCAUGACUGACUGCCCUCUAAAGUCCCCAGAGGUCUCCAGUGACUGACUGCCCUUCUAAAGUCCCCAGAGGUCUCCAGUGACUGACUGCCCUUCUAAAGUCCCCAGAGGUCUCCAGUGACUGACUGCCUUCUAAAGUCCCCAGAGGUCUCCAGUGACUGACUGCCCUUCUAAAGUCCCCAGAGGUCUCCAGUGACUGACUGCCCUUCUAAAGUCCCCAGAGGUCUCCAGUGACUGACUGCCUUCUAAAGUCCCCAGAGGUCUCCAGUGACUGACUGCCCUUCUAAAGUCCCCAGAGGUCUCCGGUGACUGACUGCCCUUUUAAAGUCCCCAGAGGUCUCCAGUGACUGACUGCCCUUCUAAAGUCCCCAGAGGUCUCCAGUGACGGACUGCCCUUCUAAAGUCCCCAGAGGUCUCCAGUGGACUGACUGCCCUUCUAAAGUCCCCAGAGGUCUCCAGUGACUGACUGCCUUCUAAAGUCCCCAGAGGUCUCCAGUGAUGACUGCCCUUCUAAAGUCCCCAGAGGUCUCCAGUGACUGACUGCCCUUCCUAAAGUACCCCAAGAGGUCUCCAUGACUGGACUGUACCUUCUAAAGUCCCCAGAGGUCUCCAGUGACUGACUGCCCUUCUAAAGUCCCCAGAGGUCUCCAGUGACUGACUUCCCCUCUAAAGUACUACAUACAGGACCAGUCAAAAGUUUGGACACACCUACUCAUUCCAGGGUUUUUCUUUAUUUUUACUAUUUUCUACAUUGUAGAAUAAUAGUGAAGACAUCAAAACUGUGAAAUAACACAUAUGACCGGUGUAAAUCUGUCCUUUGGUCUGAUGAGUCCAAAUUUGAGAUUUUUGGUUCCAACCUCCGUGUCUUUGUGAGACGCAGAGUAGGUGAACGGAUGAUCUCUGCAUGUGUGGUCCCACCGUGAAGCAUGGAGGAGGUGUGAUGAUGUGGGGGUGCUUUGCUGGUGACACUGUGAUUGAUUUAGAAUUCAAGGCACAUUUAACCAGCAUGGCUACCACAGCAUUCUGCAGUUAUACGCCAUCCCAUCUGGUUUGCGCUUAGUGGGACUAUCAUUUGUUUUUCAAACUUUUGACUGGUACUGUACAUCAUGACUACAUACAGACUACAAUUCAAAAUCAAAUCAAAUCAAAUGUUAUUGGUCACAUACACGUGUUUAGCAGAUGUUAUAGUGGGUGUAGCGAAAUGCUUGUGCUUCUAGCUCCAACAGUGCAGUAAUAUCUAACAAGUAAUAUCUAACAAUUUCACAACAUAUACCCAAUACACAAAAAUCUAAGUAAGGUAUGAUUUAAGAAUAUAUACAUAUAUGGACGAGCGAUGUCAGAGCGGCAUGGACUAAGAUACUGUAGAAUAUGAUAAAAUACAGUAUGUACAUUUGAGAUGAGUAAUGCAAGAUAUGUAAACAUUAUUAAAGUGACUAAGAUACUGUAGAAUAUUAUAAAAUGCAGUAUAUACAUAUGAGAUGAGUAGUCCAAGAUAUGUAAACAUUAUUAAAGUGACUAGUGUUCCAUUUCUUAAAGUGGCCAGUGAUUUCAAUAGGCAGCAGCAGCCUCUAAUGUGCUAGUGAUGGCUAUUUAACAGUCUGAUGGCCUUGAGAUAGAAGCUGUUUUUCAGUCUCUCGGUCCCAGCGUUGAUGUACCUGUACUGACCUCGCCUUCUGGAAGAUAGCGGGGUGAACAGGCAGUGGCUCGGGUGGUUGAUGUCCUUGAUGAUCUUUUUGUCCUUCCUGUGACAUCGGGUGCUGUAGGUAUCCUACGUACAUAUACAUCAUGACUACAUGUUAAGAAGGACGCCUGUGUCUUUGUAGUGACUGGGUGUAUUGAUACACCCUCCAAAGUGUAAUUAAUAACUUCACCAUGCUCAAUGGGAUAUUCAUUAUCUACCAAUAGUUGCCCUUCUUUGCAAGGCAUUGGAAAACAUCCCUGGUCUUUGUGGUUGAAUCUGUGUUUGAAAUUCACUGCACGACUGAGGGACCUUACAGAUAAUUGUAUGUAUGGGGUAUAGAGAUUAGGUAGUCAUUCAAAAAUAAUGUUAAACACUAUUAUUGCACACAGUGAGUCCAGGAAACUUAUUAUGUGACUUGUUAAGUACAUUUUUUACUCCUGAACUUAUUCAUGCUUGCCAUAACAAAGGGGUUGAACACUUAUUGACUCAAGACAUUUCAGAUGUUAAUUUCUAAAAACAUAAUUCCACUUUGAAUUUAUGAGGUAUUGUGUGAAGGCCAGUGACACACAAUCUCAAUUUAAUCCAGUUAGAAUUCAGUGGAAAAGGUCAAGGGGUGUGAAUACUUUCUGAAUGCACUGUACGGACCAAAUAAAAGAAACACCAACUUAAUGAAUCUUAACAGGGCAUUGGGCCACCCAGAGCCACUACAGCUUAUGAUCUAAGACUGCCUUCUGCCCACAAGGCCUAACCAGGGCUAGAGAGCUCCGUGUUUUCAUUAUCUUCUUGGGAGGGCAACAGUGCAUUAUGAGAUCAUUCAUACCACAAACACUCACUAGGCAUCUUUAGAGAGGCAAUUGCAGGGAGGAUGGAGGGUGGGACAGAGGAGGAGGGCUUUCAAACUUUGGCUACAUCACCGAAUAGUCAGUCCUCAGGCAUGCUUGUAGCCCAGUCAGUGGAUGGAUACUGCAUAGAGGACGUCUAAUAGACCAGGGUGUUAUAGGGGUCUAAUAGACCAGGGUGUUAUAGGGGUCUAAUAGACCAGGGUGUUAUAGGGGUCUAAUAGACCAGGGUGUUAUAUUGGUCUAAUAGACCAGGGUGUUAUAGUGGUCUAAUAGACCAGGGUGUUAUAGGGGUCUAAUAGACCAGGGUGUUAUAGGGGUCUAAUAGACCAGGGUGUUAUAGGGGUCUAAUAGACCAGUGUGUUAUAGGGGUCUAAUAGACCAGGGUGUUAUAGGGGUCUAAUAGACCAGGGUGUUAUAGGGGUCUAAUAGACCAGGGUGUUAUAGGCGUCUAAUAGACCAGGGUGUUAUAGGGGUCUAAUAGACCAGGGUGUUAUAGGGGUCUAAUAGACCAGGGUGUUAUAGGGGUCUAAUAGACCAGGGUGUUAUAGGGGUCUAAUAGACCAGGGUGUUAUAGGGGUCUAAUAGACCAGGGUGUUAUAGGGGUCUAAUAGACCAGGGUGUUAUAGGGGUCUAAUAGACCAGGGUGUUAUAGGGGUCUAAUAGACCAGGGUGUUAUAGGGGUCUAAUAGACCAGGGUGUUAUAGGGGUCUAAUAGACCAGGGUGUUAUAGGGGUCUAAUAGACCAGGGUGUUAUAGGGGUCUAAUAGACCAGGGUGUUAUAGGGGUCUAAUAGACCAGGGUGUUAUAGGGGUCUAAUAGACCAGGGUGUUAUAGGGGUCUAAUAGACCAGGGUGUUAUAGGGGUCUAAUAGACCAGGGUGUUAUAGGGGUCUAAUAGACCAGGGUGUUAUAGGGGUCUAAUAGACCAGGGUGUUAUAGGGGUCUAAUAGACCAGGGUGUUAUAGGGGUCUAAUAGACCAGGGUGUUAUAGGGGUCUAAUAGACCAGGGUGUUAUAGGGGUCUAAUAGACCAGGGUGUUAUAGGGGUCUAAUAGACUAGGGUGUUAUAGGGGUCUAAUAGACCAGGGUGUUAUAGGGGUCUAAUAGACCAGGGUGUUAUAGGGGUCUACUCUGCCAGAGGACAGCACAGCACCUGGUACACAUCUUAACAGGACUUUUCUUCCAGCCUCUGGACCGCAGGCAAACAACACAACACACCGCCUCCGCAAGCAAAAACAAUAGUUGUUAAUCUAAAUGUUUACUCACUAUGUGGAAAACUCUCCAUUAGAGAUGGAAAUGCUGCUGUUUUACACAUAAAAAAUCCUUCCAUUUCUCAAUUCAUUCGUCGGUUCUUUACACUGUACUGGUGGUGAAGUGGAACAGCAGGGUUAGAGUACUUGAGGGAUUGCCAUGUGCUUAAUCCAGGACUGCUGUCUGUUCAAAGCCCUCAGCUGUCAGACAUGGCUUCUGUUGAAUGUUGUAGUUUGCUAUCUGGACCAAAUGAUAUAUACAUGGGGCACUAUAGGAUUUCUGGAGGUUAUUGUAUCCGUUUUUGGUUACACACAAACCCCCCCCCAGUAUGUUCAGAGUCUAUCUCUGAUUUUAAGCUGCAGCACAUUAAAUUACUAUUAUGACUUCAUCUUGAAACCAGAGCUGUUUUAAAAGCGUCAUUAAGCAGGUCAGAGCCAGGGAGCAGCCAGGUGGCGGUCUGCUGAAUGAGGGGAGGUCUACAACCAAGCCAUGACUCACCUACUAAUGGAUGGAUUGUUCUAGAAACACAACUUUUCUUUCUCCUAUUACAGGUCAAGUAAAAAGAUCUCCCUUUAAUUGUGUAACAUAGAUGUGGUUGGAUCAGCUUGUUGUCAUCCUUCUGAUCAGGUCAGUAGCUAAAGGUCAAGUGAGAAAGUACAUUUUUUAGGAACACAGCUGUUCCCGUCCUCUCCUCCUUGCAAAUGUUUUCUCUGCUGUUGUGCCAACUCAAUAACAUCCACCCCUCCUCAUUCUCAAAUUCAGUGAACCUCCCCCACUCCUGUCGUUCACAUCAGUCAGUCUACUAUCAGCAGUGAUCUGGAUCUAACCAUCUAGAGACGGGGGAGGGGGUGUUCUAGAGGUCAGUAAUCUGGGUCCAACCAUCUAGAGACUGGGGGGGGGGGGGGGUGUUCUAGAGGUCAGGGUGUUCUAGAGGUCAGGGUGUUCUAGAGGUCAGGGUGUUCUAGAGGUCAGGGUGUUCUAGAUGACAGGGUGUUCUAGAGGUCAGGGUGUUCUAGAGGUCAGGGUGUUCUAGAUGACAGGGUGUUCUAGAGGUCAGGGUGUUCUAGAGGUCAGGGUGUUCUAGAGGUCAGGGUGUUCUAGAGGUCAGGGUGUUCUAGAGGUCAGGGUGUUCUAGAGGUCAGGGUGUUGUAGAGGUCAGGGUGUUCUAGAUGACAGGGUGUUCUAGAGGUCAGGGUGUUCUAGAGGUCCGGGUGUUCUAGAGGUCAGGGUGUUCUAGAUGACAGGGUGUUCUAGAGGUCAGGGUGUUCUAGAGGUCCGGGUGUUCUAGAGGUCAGGGUGUUCUAGAGGUCAGGGUGUUCUAGAGGUCAGGGUGUUCUAGAGGUCAGGGUGUUCUAGAGGUCAGGGUGUUCUAGAGGUCAGGGUGUUCUAGAGGUCCGGGUGUUCUAGAGGUCAGGGUGUUCUAGAGGUCAGGGUGUUCUAGAGGUCAGGGUGUUCUAGAGGUCAGGGUGUUCUAGAUGACAGGGUGUUCUAGAGGUCAGGGUGUUCUAGAGGUCAGGGUGUUCUAGAGGUCAGGGUGUUCUAGAGGUCAGGGUGUUCUAGAGGUCAGGGUGUUCUAGAGGUCAGGGUGUUCUAGAGGUCAGGGUGUUCUAGAGGUCAGGGUGUUCUAGAGGUCAGACCUGUGCCUAUCCUUCACCUCCUGCAGUUGUCAAGACAACAUUCUAGUGAAAGAGUUGAUCGGUUGUUUUCUGCCACCGCAUAGGCUACAGCCUCCUGCCAACUGUUCCUGGAGCAGUGGGUGUCUGACAGACAGCUGGGAAAGAGGGGAGACAGAGAGCUAGAAAUACAUUCACUCCUGAAUAGAGGGACGGCAUGCAUACAUGCUGUAUAUCUCUCUCAUACUGAAGAGCUUUCAUCACUAUAUGGAGGACAUCCUCGAAACAUCCUGUUUUUAACUUGCAGGGAACAUCAUCUAUUGCGCUUUUGAACUAGAGAAAGACAGGUGACCUCUAAUCGCCGUAGGCAGACCUGGCUCUCAAGGGAAGACAGGCGAUGUGCACACUACCCACAAAAGGAGGUGGAAACUGAGCUGCACUUCCUAACCUCCUGCCAAAUGUAUGACCAUAUUAGAGACAUAUUUCCCUCAGAUUACACAGACCCACAAAGAUAUUCAUUGUGUGAAAUACCACAGUUUGCAAUCACAGAAGCAAGAUUUGUGACCUGUUGCCACAAGAAAAGGGCAUCCAGUGAAGAACAAAACCAUUGUAAAUACAUCCCAUAUUUAUGUUGAUUUAUUUUCCCUUUUGUACAUCAUUACAACACUGUAUAUAGACAUAAUAUGACAUUUGAAAUGUCUUUAUUCUUUUGGAACUUCUGAAUGUAAUGUUUACUGUUAACAAUAAUUAAAAAAAUUAUUUGUUUAUCGUUUGUUUAUUAUCUAUUUCACUUGCUUUGGCAAUGUAAACAUAUGUUAGAGAGAGAGAAAAGAGAGCGAGAGAUAGAGAGAGAGCAGAGAGAGAGACACACACUGCCAGAGAGGUGGUGACUUCAUUCCCCUCUCUUUCACAAAACCUCCCCCUUUUCCCCUCCUGUCCUUCCCCUCCAUUUUCCUCCUCCUCCUUCUCCUCUCUCUCUGUGUGUCAGGGUGUUUCAGCAGCAUUAUGCCUGCAGUGUUCCUACUGCUCAGAACCCUCCUCUCCAGUGGACUGAUAGGAUCCCUGCUCCAGUUCCUCAGGAGGACUCUGUUCUCCACCUUCAGCCACGUGGGAGCCGCGCUGCGCUACGUCUGGGACAGGAUCAGCUCUCAGGAGUCUAAAGAAGCCAUCCUGGGCUGUGCUGUGUCUCCUUAA